Plasmodium fragile is the source of this 2112-nucleotide messenger RNA. RefSeq lists its product as uncharacterized. NCBI's taxonomy places the organism in Eukaryota, Apicomplexa, Aconoidasida, Haemosporida, Plasmodiidae. The record is from RefSeq and is a predicted model, not a curated record. Gene Ontology annotation, molecular function: GTP binding; RNA binding; GTPase activity. Gene Ontology annotation, cellular component: nucleolus. The transcript has a single exon. Gene Ontology annotation, biological process: ribosomal large subunit biogenesis. The coding region runs from base 1 to 2112 and encodes 703 amino acids.
AUGAAGGAGUCCAGCCUGUACAGGUUCAAGGACAUCAAGCCGGUGGUGAACGCGAAGGAGUUGGUAGACGUGGUGCUCUCGAGGACGCAGAGAAAAACGCCCACAGAAAUCCACAAGGGAUUCAAAAUAACGAGAAUUCGAAAUUUCUACAUGAGGAAAGUAAAAAUGUGCCAGGAACUCUUCAGAGAAAAGUUACAAACCACAAUUAAUGAUUUCCCUAAGCUAGACGAUAUACACCCCUUUUAUGCAGAUUUGGCCAACAUAUUAUACGACAGGGAUCAUUAUAAGUUAGCACUAGGACAAUGUAGUUACGUGGUCAAGUCGGUGAAGCGCAUUUGUCAGGACUAUAUAAAAUUACUAAAGUUCAGUUCCUCUUUGUACAAAUGUAAAAUGUUAAAAAUUAGUGCUCUAGGACGUAUGUGUAAAAUGGUGAAGAAGUUGCAACCCAGUUUAGUUUACUUGGAAGAAGUAAGACAAAACUUAACCCGGCUCCCAUCUAUAAACCCUCAUAAGAAAACCAUUCUAUUAGCUGGUGCCCCCAAUGUAGGAAAGUCUUCAUUUAUUAAUAUUGUCUCUCGAGCCAAUGUGGAAGUGCAACCUUAUUCCUUCACCACGACUAAUUUAUACGUAGGGCAUUUUGAUUAUAAUUUGAACAGAUUUCAAAUAAUUGACACACCAGGAUUGUUAGAUCGGUCGCUGGAGAAUAGGAACACCAUAGAAAUGACCACCAUCACUGCACUAGCACAUAUAAAUGGAGUUAUUCUUUUCAUAAUUGAUAUUAGUGAGGAGUGCGGAAUGUCUAUUAAGGAACAAGUUAAUCUUUUUCAUUCUAUUAGAACUCUCUUUAGGAAUAAGUCAGUUGUAAUUGGAUUCAACAAAAUUGAUAACACCAACCUGGACAGUCUAUCAGUGGAUAAUAAAAUGCUUAUUAAACAAAUGACUGAUGAUGCUAAGGUGCCUGUGAAGUUUUGCUCCUUCAGUACACUCACUGGGGUAGGUGUGGAGGAAGCAAAAGGGGUUGCUUGUGAUAUGCUUAAAAGUGACCAGGCUGCUGAGUUCCAGCUGGAUCGGGAAAAUUUACUCAACGCCAAGUUGGGUGAACGCAAGGUCAAUCAGGAGCGCGCCCCUUUCAUUCCAGAGUCCGUCAUUAGGGAACGCCAGGAGAGGAGGGAAAGGGAGGAGCGAGAGAGGGCCGCCAAGGCGGUGCAAGGAAUGGAGGGUGUAGCGGCAGUGUCUACAAGCGAGGGGAACAUGGUUGACGACGAUGCAAACGCAGUUUCCCUCACCAUGCGUGAAGCCAAGCUCAAGAAGAAAAACAAGUCCAGGCAGAGCUACCUGAGCAACCGCAAGGAUGAUCGCGUCCUGCAAAUUGACCUACAAAACGAGCGAGGAGGUGCGGGGGUCUACUCAGUCGACGUGAGAAGCGUGUACGACAUAAAGGAAGAAUACAAAUAUGAUGUAAUCCCUGAAAUAUACAACGGAAAAAAUAUCAGCGAUUUUGUGGACUUGGACAUAGAACAAAAGUUACUAGAGUUGGAAAAGGAAGAACAGGAGUUGUUCGAUGAAGACGCAGAAAUCGACCCCAUGUGGUUUAAAACAAAAAGAAUUUUGGAGCGCAUGGCCCUCCGACUGAAGGGACUGAAACUCAAUGCAAAAUUAAAUGAAGAGAAGCAACCCAUUUAUCAUAAGAAAAACAAAACAAUUGAUGAGAUGAGCAAAAAAUUGGAUAGCCUCAAUUUGGACAAAGAAAAAAUACUCAGGAGUAUGACCGAGCGGGCCAGGAAAAAAGGCACACUAAACGCAGCGGCCAAGGAUAGUGGCUCGUCCAAGAGAUCUACCAAAAGCCUCCUCAACGCACAGAAAGUGAAAAAGGACAUUUACAAGAAGAAACAAAUUAAGGAUAACGUCUAUGGAGAUCCAACCAAAAAGUCCAAGAUUUUCCAGAGCACAUCAACAGAGUUGCAGAGGAAAAAGGCCUACAAGCUGAACAAAGCUGCGUACAGGAAAAUCGAAAAGGGAACCAAGGGAGAGGCCGACCGCUCCAUCCCCGCGAAGAAACCAAGACACUUGUUUUCGGGCAAGAGGUCCAUAGGUAAGACCUCCCGACGCUGA